Molecule: messenger RNA, 1449 nt
Organism: Plasmodium berghei ANKA
Lineage: Eukaryota; Apicomplexa; Aconoidasida; Haemosporida; Plasmodiidae
Product: conserved Plasmodium protein, unknown function
Exons: 1
Coding region: 1-1449 (482 amino acids)
Source: RefSeq, a predicted model, not a curated record
AUGAGCGUAAUAAGUCAAGAACAAACUAAAGAGGAUAGGAAAAUAGGAAAAGAUAAUGAACUAUCAGAAUCCUAUUCAUAUUUUUCAGAAUUAAGAAAAAAAAUAAUUUUAAAAGAACAAGAAAUUGCAGAAAAAAGGAAUAAAGAAUUAAAACAAGGACAUAAAAAUAAAAAUAAUAAAGUUACAUAUAGAUCAUUUGAUGAAUUUUACAAAUAUAAAAAAAAGUGUGAGGAUUAUGAAAGUAAAAUAAAAAAUGAAACAUGGAGACAUUUAAACAAAAAUCGAUCUAAAGAAAGAAACAACUUAAAUAAUAAUAUAAAUUUGAUAUCUAUCGAAAAAAAUGAUGAAAAAUAUUCAUAUACUAAAUUUAAAAUGGAAAGGGCUGGAACGGUUAAACAAUUAAAAGACUAUUUUCAACAAAUUCAAAAUGAAAAAUUACAAAAAAAAAACAAAAGUUUAAUUCGUAAAAAUAAUAGUAAAAAUUAUUCUACUCCUUUAAAUGAUAAUAAUAUAAUCAUAGAAAAAAAUGAAACAAAUAUAAAACAAAAUGAAUUUAAUCAAAUAUAUUAUAUCACUGAGCAUGAUCACACAAACGAUUUAAAUAUAAAGACAGAUUAUAAUAAUAAAAUUAUUACUAAGAAUAUCGAUUUUUCAGGAAAUUCUAUUGCACUUAUUAAAAAAAAUAAUAAUGAACUUACCGAUGAUACAAAAAGAAAUAUUUCAAUUGAACGUGAAGAUACAACUGAAGGAGGAAGUACAUUUGGAAGGGGAAGUACAUUUGAACGAGAUGAAGCUGAAGAAAUAAUUGACGAUGAAAUAUUAGAUGAAGAAAUCGAAAAUAUGGAUAAAACAGAAAUAAAUUUAUUAUAUAAUUUAAUAAAUGAAAUGAAAAAAGGAAAUGAAAAUGAUGAAAAUUAUAUUUCCAAUUUAAUCGAAGAAUUACAUAAUUCAAAUAAAGGAUAUAUGAUUGAAAAAAUACUUAACAUUUUAAAAAAAUUUGAUAAAAAUGUAAAACCAUAUCAAAUAUCAAAGCUUUCUGGUGAAUUUGAGGAAAGUAUAAUUUCAAAAGAACUGGACGACUAUCCCCAAAUAACGAAAAAUCAAAUUAUGGAAAAACGAGAAGAAUGGGAUGGUAAUUUAUCUGAACAAAUUAAUAGAGAUGAAAUUAACAAUAGUAGAAAACAAAGUUUGAAUAAUGAAACACAAAAUGAUGAAAUAAAAAAAGAAGAUAAAGAUGAUAGCCAAUUCGAAUGGUUUUAUUCAACUAUGGAUGAUAUUUGUAAAAGAGAAAUAAAUUCAAGUAUGGAUCAAAAUAUCGUCAAUAAUGAAAUCAAAGAAUAUUCAAGUGAUGAUAGUGAAAAACAAAACUUAUUUUUAUGGCUAAAUAAUAAGCAUGUUGAAAAUGUUAUAAUUGAAGAAAGUCAAAUUGGGGAAGAUACAAUUGAAUAA